AGGAAGGCAGCCAUGGCUCGUCUCUGCUGGGCCUGUGCUAUUAUAGACCCUCCAAUCAGCUGCUUUGUGUGCGUUCAAAACCUCCGUUCAAACCGCUGUCAGCUGAGCUGGCGGCUUCCUCACGCCUGCCAUGAGGCUCAUGUGUCAUGUUGUGGGAGAGAAGUAGAGAAAGAGACACAACAGUCGAUAUAGUGACUUAGAAGAAGAGGGAGAGAGAGAGACAGUUAGCAGUGGAUGCAAAUUGACUGUUAGAGAUAGAGAGAGAUAGAAGUUGAUAUACCGGUAUAAGGACCAAGGGAGACACACAGCAGACAACCACUAUAGAUUUUAUUAGAAAGAGUGAGAGAGAGAAAAGUGGAUACGCAUAGUGACUAUUCGAAGGAGAGGAACUCAACAGCAAGAGAAUCAUCACGGCAGUAGAUUGAUUUAGUGGCUAGUAAGAGGCUGCUAUUGUUAUUGUCCUCCCCGGACUGGACUGGACGUCUUGUCUUCAGCAAUAACAUUGUCGUCAGCAUCAGCAGCUAACAGCAUCAUGUGUUCUCCCAGGAAAACCAAAACCACCUCCUCUGCAACCACCAGGUGGCGCUGUAAAUGCAUCAGGAACCUGGAGCCCAGCAUGAAGAAGGCGAGCAGGCCUCCCGCUGCAGCCUCCAAGGCAGCAGGGGGCGCUAAUAAGGCUCAGCAGACGGAGAAGACCAAAGCCGAGGGUGCUGCCGCUACCAACACCACCACCACCACCACCAACACCAACACCAACACCACCUCCACCUCCUCCGCCAGCACCAACAGCAUGGGCACUGGGGGCAAGAGCACCACCAAGACCUCCGCUUCUGGAGCUCUGGCCAAGACGAGGAGCAGUGAUGACCUGUCGGCGGCGAGCACAGGAGCUUCAGGGGCCACCGCUGCGGGGCCCAACACUAGGGCCAGGAGUAAGACGGGUAGCGCCUCCAGCACCGGCACCAGUACUGCAGAACCCAAGGCCAAGAAUGCCUCAGCCUCCACAAGUAGACGCACGGGCUCCUCCGUGUCCAAAGAGUCGGGCUCGUCCCGUGAGAGCCUAAGGGACCGCUCCUCCAGAACCUCCUCUUCCUCCAAGAAGGCCUCCUCUUCCUCUGGCCUGUCCGACCCGGCCACCAGCAAACGCUCGCGCUGCCGCACGCUGGCCGAGUCGGAGUCUGACGGCCACCGCAUGAACAAAUCGCGCUCGGAGGGCCAGAUCAGCCAGAAGACCAUCCUGGAGGCACGGGUCAAGGACCUGCUGGGGCUGGCCAAGACUAAGGACGUGGAGAUCCUGCAGCUGAGGGCCGACCUGCUCCACAUGCGCACACAGCUGGGCCUGGUGGAGCCCGACCCAGACCCCCAUGGUGCAGGUUGUCUUGGUGGAGGAGAGGAAGCCCAGUUGGCCAAGCCUGCUCAAGCCCCGGAGAGGGAGAGGGAGAGGGAGCCAUCGACGCCCAUCAGCGCGGCCGACGUGGAGUCCACCCUGCUCCUACUGCAGGACCAGAAUCAGGGCAUCCGCGGGGAACUCAACCUGCUGAAGAACGAGAACCGCAUGCUGAAGGACCGUCUGAACGCGCUGGGCUUCUCCCUGGAGCAGCGGCUGGACAGCCCGGAUAAGGGCCUGCGCUGCGCCUCGCUCUCCCCGGAGCCCCUCCUGGUGGGCAGCAGCAGCAGCUGCCCCGGCACCCGGGCCUCGUCGGCAGAAGCCCUCGUCUCGGCCUCGGCCUGCGCCUCAGCCCAGGGCUCCACGGAGGACCUUCUGGGAGUGGACCCCCACCACCACCACCGGCAUCACCUGCGUCCCCUGUCCCCAGAGGCGGCCGACAGCGAAUGCAGCGAAGCCUACCAGCCCGUGGUGACCUCCAGCGACGACGCCCUGGACGCGCGCUCCGGCUCCGGCUCCUCGUCGGAGUCGGAGAGCUGCGGUGGCGGCCCCCUGUCCUGCUCGUCGCCGUCGUCACGGUCGCGGCGCGGCAGCAGCGGAGAGGGCAGCGAGGUGUCGGUCGCCUGCCUGACGGAGCGCAUCCACCAGAUGGAGGAGAACCAACACAGCACCGCAGAGGAACUGCAGGCCACGCUACAGGAGCUGGCAGACCUGCAGCAAAUCGCCCAGGAGCUGAGUGCUGAGAACGAGAGGCUUGGAGAAGAGAGAGCUCUGCUGGUGGACUCACUUUGUCAACAGGGGGAGCGUCUGGAGCUGUACGGCCGGCAGCUGGAGCUGUUCCGCGGGCUACUGGACGAGCAUCGAGUGCCCUACGCCUCCAGCACCGGAGAUCAGGACCUAGACCAGGCCCACAAGAGUGGCAGGUAUGUGGAGCUGGAGCGUCGGUAUGGGGAGCUGUGUGAGGGGGCGCGGUGCGAGCGGGAGCAGCUCCUGGGGGUACAGCAGCAGCUGAGCGGGGCCCUCAAGAUGGCAGAACAGGAGAACGUGGAGGCACAGGGGCUGGUGUCCGCGCUCAAGGAGCGCGUGCAGAAGGCGGAACGCGUGGCCGAUGUGGAGAGGAGAGAGAGGGAGGUGGCCGGCCGGGAACUGGAGGCCCUCAGAGCAACGUCUGGAGGAGAACAGGCGGAGCUGGCGCGGUGCCGUGCCCAGCUGGAGACGGAGCGUCAGCGUGUGGCCCAGCUGCUGGUGCUGCACGGCGCCGGAGAGAAGAGCGACAUACGCCACCUGCUGGACAGCGAGCGCCAAGAGAAGGAGAGAGCAGAGGGCCGCGCCGCGCAGCUGCAGGACGAGCUGGGACACACACGCAGCCAGGCAGCCCAGCUACGAGACGCCAUCAGCAAGCUGGAGAGUGAGUUUGGCUCGUUCCGUGCGGAGGUGCAACAGGAGCUGGGGGAGCAGAAGCGCGCGCUGGAGGAGCAGAGGGCGGAGCUGCAGGAGAAGGAGGCGGAGCUUGGGCAGAUGAAGGACACCAUCUUCGAACUGGAGGAUGAGGUGGAGCAGCACCGCGCCGUCAAACUGCACGACAACCUCAUCAUCACCGACCUUGAGAAUACACUCAAGAAGCUAACAAACCAAAAAUAUGACAUGGACAAGGAGAUCAAAAUUCUCAAUCGCAAAUUGCGGGAGGAGUCAGCAGAGUGGCGUCAGUUCCAGGCGGACCUGCAGACGGCGGUGGUGAUCGCUAACGACAUCAAGUCGGAGGCGCAGGAGGAGAUCGGAGACCUAAGGCGCCGCCUGCUGGAGGCCCAGGACAAGAACGAGAAGAUGAUCAAGGAGCUGGAGGAAGUCAAGAACCGCAAGCAGGACGAGGAGCGUGGGCGCGUGUAUAACUACAUGAAUGCGGUGGAGCGGGAUCUGGCUGCCCUCCGGCAGGGUAUGGGCCUCAGUCGCCGCUCCUCCACCUCCUCCGAACCCUCGCCCACCGUCAAGACCCUCAUCAAGAGCUUCGACAACGCCUCCUCGCCAGCCCCCGCCCCAGCGGUGGUUCCUGCGGUGGCCGCGACGGCGGCCAUGACCCGUACUCCGCUGAGUCCCAGCCCUCUGAAGACGCCCCCCGCCGCCGCCGUCUCCCCCAUACAGCGACACGCUGCCAUGACGCCCAAACCCCUCUCCUCCCUGGUGGACAAGAGAUCAAGCUACUCAGACCUUACUAUGGCAGGAGACCACCUGCUCCGCACGUCUCCUGGCACGCGGCCACCGCUGCAGAGAGUUCCCACCAUGGACUCCUCCAAAUCCAUCUCAGUGUCUCGGCGCAGCAGCGAGGAGCUGAAGAGGGACCUGUCUGGUACCGACAGCCCUGGCUCCACCCCCCUCAUGACGUUAGGCCCCUCCUCUCCUCAGAUGUCACUCACAUCUGGCUCCUCCCCUACAGCGUCCGUCACCCCGACAACCAGAGGACGCUUAAGAGAGGAGAGGAAGGAUCCUCUGGCGGCUCUGUCCAGGGAGUACGGAGGCUCCAAGCGGAACGCGCUGCUCAAGUGGUGUCAGAAGAAGACUGAGGGAUACCAGAAUAUUGACAUCACUAACUUCAGUAGUAGUUGGAAUGAUGGCUUGGCCUUCUGUGCUGUCCUCCAUACAUACCUCCCAGCACACAUCCCCUACCAGGACCUCUCCAGCCAAGACAAGAGGAGGAACUUCACCCUGGCCUUCCAGGCUGCAGAGAGCGUGGGGAUCAAGUCCACACUGGACAUUGGUGAGAUGGUGAGCACAGAGAGGCCUGAUUGGCAGAGUGUCAUGACGUAUGUGACGGCCAUCUACAAGUACUUUGAAACCUGAAGAUCACUCCCUUCGCCCCUACCCCCAUCUACAAAUACUUCGACAUCUGAAGAUCACUCCCUUCCUGACCACCCCUGUCCCCCAAACCAAAACCCCUAGGACCUCCUCCACCACCACGUGCUCCACCUCCACCACCUCCUCCUCCACCACCACCUCCUCCUCCACCACCACCACCUCCACGUCUGCCUUAUGAAGUGAAAGUCCAACUGGCAAACUCCAACUCCCAUUGUCAUUGUGACACAGCACACAACGAAACUGCAUUCAUGCCUAUGCCUAUUCGGAUCCUUAAAGAUGCCCCCCCCCCUCAUCAUCAAGGCACAUUUUCCUCACAUGAAGAACUCUGAAGGACAAACGGGACGACACUACAGUGCAUUCCAAAUGGCUGGGCUUGGGAAGAAGGGGAGUUUCACUACACUAUAUCACAUUACAUUUUGCCGACGCUUUUUAUCCAAAGUGACUUACAGUUAUUUACAGGGGUACUGGUUACAGUCCCUGGAGCAGUGUGGGGUCAUGUGCCUUGUUCAAGGGCACUUCAGCCAAGGAUGGAGGUUUAGGGAGGACUGCUAAGGAUGGGGAUUUGAACCGGCAGCCAUCUGCUCUUAAGUCCGCCUCCCUGACCACUAGGCCACGGCUGCUUCAUUAACACAUUGUGCUGUUGCUGCCUCUCCUCAACUUGCCAUCACCCACUUCUUGCGCCAGUGAAGACGCUUUGGCCUUUUGGACAAAGUCGUCUCAAAGGGCCCCCCAGCCCCGAUUCAUACAAUGUAAUGAGGACCCGAUUCUGAGCCCCUCUCUCCCUGGGCCCAGGACAACUGUCCCCUUUGCCCUCACCCCCCUGUCAGCACCCCUGCCCACUUCCUGCGCCAGUGAAGAAGCUUUUGCACUUUUGCAGCUGCAUGCGCCUCACCUUACCCCAGGUGCACAAGCAGGGCUGCAGUGCACGCGUGUAACCUCACACACACACACACACACACACACACACACACACACACACACACACACACACACACACACACACACACACACACACACACACACACACACACACACA
Messenger RNA from Engraulis encrasicolus (European anchovy), 5270 nucleotides. RefSeq names its product sperm antigen with calponin homology and coiled-coil domains 1-like b (gene specc1lb). Bases 533 to 4219 code for a protein of 1228 amino acids. The transcript is spliced from 24 exons. Gene Ontology annotation, molecular function: protein binding. The record is from RefSeq and is a predicted model, not a curated record. Lineage: Eukaryota; Metazoa; Chordata; Actinopteri; Clupeiformes; Engraulidae. Gene Ontology annotation, cellular component: microtubule organizing center; filamentous actin. Gene Ontology annotation, biological process: actin cytoskeleton organization.